Exophiala viscosa is the source of this 3249-nucleotide messenger RNA. RefSeq names its product Spc98 family-domain-containing protein. The transcript has a single exon. Lineage: Eukaryota; Fungi; Ascomycota; Eurotiomycetes; Chaetothyriales; Herpotrichiellaceae. Gene Ontology annotation, cellular component: centrosome; equatorial microtubule organizing center; spindle pole. Gene Ontology annotation, biological process: spindle assembly; mitotic cell cycle; meiotic cell cycle. The record is from RefSeq and is a predicted model, not a curated record. Gene Ontology annotation, molecular function: microtubule minus-end binding; gamma-tubulin binding. Bases 129 to 2813 code for a protein of 894 amino acids.
GUCGAAAAAAUAAACACCAGCGUUGACAUUUGCGUACCUUCCACGUCCGUAGCGGACUGACUAUUAGAAACCGAGGCCGCGCAAAAUGACACGCUGCGAGCGAUCAUCAUGCUCCAGAAAUCUACGCAAUGUCAUAUUCCAUCUUUGACGACCCCUUUCUAAGCGAUGCGAUCACGAACUUCCCAUCACUCAGACUUGAACCCAGCAUAACAUGGGACGGCUUCCGCUUCAAUAGCAGCCUCGAAAGCGGACUCUUCCGGCUGGAUCAAACCGAGCAAAAGACAUUGUCCGGUCUUGACACAGAAAUUCUACAUCUCAAUCUCGAGGAUGUCCCUCUGCCAGAUCUCUCGGCCUCGGCCUCGAUCACCGAUUCUGAUGUCGAGAACGAACCUCAGGAUGGUUCAAAAGAGGAGAGUGGCCAGGACGAGGCUGCCAACAUCUGGAAGUUGCCUGAGGUAUUCCAGAAGAAACCUCAAACCGAAUUGAUAACCUGGGACACAUUCUUGGACGAACGCCAUUCGGAGCCGGUGUCAGGCUAUGUCAGCGAAGCAGGCGCGAGAACAUAUCAUGCUAUCUUCCAGGUUGCAGGGGAGAAUGUAUCGACACGGUCAGUAAAGACUGAUGCGCUCCUCAGCGCGCUUUUCGAGAUGGCCAUGGGAAGAAGCUCUGCAGUCUUUGUCUGGACUGAAAAAGAGAAAAGGUUCACAAAACACUUAACACAAAUGGUGGCGGAAGAUUAUAGCGCGAGUAUUCUUGAGGCCUUAUUCGAGACCAUCGCAAGAGUUGGCAUAACUACCAAACUCCUGACUGAGCGAAUCGAAAUCUCAAUCGACCACUUCUCCCCAUCGAGGGUAGCCUUCUUCGGCGCCGCGAAGGCAGCCCUGUACACAAUCCACAAGUACCUUGAGUCUUAUAGACAACAGGUACUGUCAUUGCUGCAAUUAAAGGUCUUGAUGGGAAAGAUUGGAAAAUUGGUUACCACAAUGGGAGAAUGUACUGAGACUGUCCGGUCUUGCAACACUGACAAGGCUAUUAUCUCUGUUUUGAUGGCCAAGGCUGCAGAUGUAUCUAUCAGACAUCCUGGUGUCGGCAAAGUCAUGCAAGCUAUCUUCGGAAGGGUGUGUCGACCUCUGCUCGAACAGCUGAGUGAGGAUAUCGGUCUCAGUCCCUUACGAGAUAGCGACUUAUCUUCCGAUAUUGCUUCGGAAGCUCAGCCGUUUGUGGAUGGACUUUUGAACCGAGACCAUUCAGCAACAAUCCUAGAAACGCAGCAGAGCUUGACAUUACUGAGGUCACAAGCUUCUCAAUGCCCUCUCCUGUUACCUUUGGUAGGCGACCGGACAAAUACAACAACUCUCGAGCUUGGGUACACCUUUCAUACCAUCUCAGAACUUCAAAAUCGAGCCAGUUCAUACGAGACCGCGAGGGAAUCACUGCUUGUCGCGGGAGCAAGGUCGGGUCCCGCCGUCCCAGGCACUAUGCCGACCGUUCGAAAUUUCAAUGCGGACGACCCUGAUGUUGAAGAAGCAAGGUAUGGAGAUCCGUUUCAUCUUGAUCUGGAGCUUUUUAAGUUCGACGUCGCCUCAGUGCCUGCCCUCGAACAAGACGACUUGCACGAACAGAUUCUCUACUGCCUCGACAGUCCCAACGUCGACAAUUCGCCAUUCGAUUUGGACAUUGAGCAGGCGUUGCCAUUGUCCAUCACGCCCCUCAUUUCGGCGCAACACCGGCUCCUAUCCUACGCUGUCCUCGAGUUGUUGUUCCAACAGCACCACCUUCUCGAGCAUAUUAAUCUCCAAAGGCAUUUCCACUUCCUCGGCCACGCCUCCUUCAGCUCGAGAUUAGGCAUAGCUCUAUUUGACCCUGACCAGACCAGUGGAGAAGGUCACAGACGGUCAGGUGCUUCGACAGGUCUUCGUCUUCAGGCCCGAGAUACCUGGCCGCCCGCAAGCUCCGAGCUAAGGCUAGCGCUCAUGGGAAUAUUGUCAGACAGCCUCGCGACAACAGCAAACCGCGCUCUGGAAGGUUCGAUGUCCUUUGCCAUCCGGGAUAUGACAACGGAUGAGCUGGAGAAGUGUCGAGACGUCGACUCGAUCUAUGCCCUGGAUUUCCUGCGCCUUCAAUACAAGCCGCCAAAUGACGUUCUGGGAAGUGUCUUUCCACCAGACAUCCUAGAUAAAUAUGAUCGAGUAUUUCAGCUGCUGCUGAGGAUCCUGAGAUUGCAUAAGUUGACGCAAACUAUGCUCAGAGAAGGUGACGGCGAUCACAAAAUCAUGUUCGAAAUGCACCACUUCGUCACAACUCUGGCAGGUUAUUGCCAUAACGUCGUGAUAGAUCUGCACUGGCGCAAGUUCGUAGACAUCUUGCACAAUGUCAAAUUGCAUAUUGACAGGAAAGAUUAUGAGCGUACUCUGCGCACGGUCAAGAGUCAAGAUUAUCUGCGAGCGUUGCAUGACAGAACCCUUGACAAUAUCCUUCAUGGCAUGUUUUUGAAGAAGAAGCAGUCCUCUCUUCGACGUUUGCUUCAAGACAUUUUCUCUACAGUACUUCGGUUCGCUGCGGCAAGACGGAAAGAAUCGCUCACAUCCGAAGAAAGAGAACUGCCAGCUCAAUUCAGAAAUCAAGUCAGGCAAUUUCUGAAGGGAUUGCGAGUUGCAAGUCAGACAGACUCCGCGUCGUUUCAGGAUGGUGUUAAUGACGACGAGAUGAAUGAGCACGCGAAUCUGUCCGAAUACCUACAUCUCAGGCUGGACAUGUCUGGAUACUGGAGUGGGAAGGUAACUGGUGCAUUCGUCGCCGAUGUGUUUGUAUGAACAUGUGUAAGACCAACGAGCCGCCGGGGCAUCUUGUACGAUAACGAUUUGCUGCAUAAUUCAUUAUUAGCGUGUAUGAGAUACCCUGCAACAGAGCAAUUGAUGAAUACAAAUACUAUUGUCUGAGGCAGGCAAUCUACUACCUACCUAGGUAGAGGCUAAGUUAGCGCCAAACAAGCAAAAACAAGCACAAGACCAAUGCUUAUUUCUUGCCCCAUCACUCGAUCAUAGGGUGAAUUGGCCGGUAAGACGGGACACUCCCUGGUGACUGGGCAGAAGCCUGGAAAGCCGGUUGAGUCCAGACUCGGACCCUGCAUUGCUACGCGCAAAGCAUUCGUCAUACUCCGACCCAUGGCAAGCCUGAGGUCGUGUGAGGAUGAUAAGGACGAAGCUGAGGUAACGCGGGGUAAAGACUUCGUUGAUAAGGUGUUGAUGA